AGAGUUUUUUUUUUUGAAGGACAGAAUAAAAGCCGAAAUCAAAAGAAGACAGAAUGAGAUUGACCCAAUAGAAGCCCAUCCAGCCUUGAAUCCAGGCCGAACCAAUAGAUUAUAUGGGUUUUAACAGGGCCGACCCACCAAGAAGCCACAGCCCAGUUCCUGCACGCAUCUCGUCUUUAGGGUAGGUGGUUCCUCCUCCAGGAAGCGGAAGCCCAUUCUCGCCACUGAAGGAGAGAGGGAAAGAUUGGGGGGAAGCGCCCGGCGAGCCCGCCGAGGAGCGGCGGUUCUCCGGCGGGACCACACACCAUGCGUCGGCGAUCGCUUCCCGGCGGUUCAGCUAUGGGGAAUCCUGGUAAGCAUGAGAAGGAUGGCAGCAUGAAGGCAAUGGUCAAAUUUGAUGGUGCUGACAUCUCACUCAGAAAGAAGCUCAAGAAUCAGUCCAAGGUGGCGCCGGAGGAGUUGCAGCCGAUCCGGGAGGAGUUGCAGCCGAUUUGGGAGGAGUUCCAGCCGAUCUAUCUGAAUGGGAAGGUUCAGUUUGCAGACUGCCUCCACUGCCACAACCGCCUCGGCUACAAUGGGGAUAGCUUUCUGCGCCGGCAUCUGAAAACCUGCCCAGCCAAACCGGAAUCGACGUCGGCCCAAGUGACGGAGUGGAUGUCGCCACAGGAUUCCUGCCUCCCAAUUGUGACGAUCGACGACAUAGGCUCAGUAAGUCCCCUAAAACUGAGGUCAAAAAUGUGGGAGGGUUUCACACCCAUCUUCGUUGAGGGGAAACUGCAGGGUGCAGAUUGCAUCCAUUGCCACAAGCGCCUCAGCAAACAUGGAGGCCAUCUGAAUCGACAUGCUCUAGCCUGUUCAAAACGACAUGGGCAUGACCGCAGUCAUCAGAAGGGUAACCGUUCUCUAGUCUACCUAAAUUGAAGUCCAGGGUGCGAGAGGAGUCUUCGCCUGCCAGGAAAGCUCAAAUCACAAAAUGCUCUAGCAAGCUCCGCAGGGCUAGCAGCUCCAGUGGCAUCACCUAUCGGCCCAUUCAAGUGGUGUCAGAUCAUCUAUCCCUACCAGCACCAGAUGGUACAAAAUGCUCUAGCAAGCUACGCAGGGCUAGCAGCUCCAGUGGAAUCACCAAUCGGCCCAUUCAAAUGGUGGCAGAUCAUCUAUCCCUACCAGCACCAGAUGGUUCAAAAUGCUCUAGCAAGCUCCGCAGGGCUAGCAGCUCCAGUGGCAUCACCUAUCGGCCCCUUCAAGUGGUGGCAGAUCAUCUAUCCCUACCAGCACCAGAUGGUACAGGGCUGAAGAAACAGAAGACCUCGUCUAUGACUAAUGCAACUGCCAUAAGCACCAGCAAGUUUGGUCAAGAUUCACCUUAUCAAGAUAUCGCCAGAUUGAUAACUUUGCAUGGUUAUCCUUUGUCAAUUGUGGAGAAUGAAGAUAUGAGAAGAAUUUUAAAGAACAUCAGUCCCAUGACUAACAAAGUCUCUCUCAGUGAUAUGGAAGAACAUUUACUUGCUCUGUUUCAGAAGAAGAAGAUAAACGUCAAGGAUGAAAUUGCACUUACCUCCCAGCGUAUCUCGCUAUCAGCAAGCAUCUGGACUCAUGAUGGACCUGAGCCAGCAGUAAAUUACCUCUGUUUGACAGCACAUUUUAUUACUGAAGACUGGAAAAUUCACAGAUUAGUAAUCAAAUUCGGCAUGUAUUGGUGCUCACCUACUAAUUUGGAAAGGAUAAUACACUGCAAGGAGGCUUGUGUUCCAGAGUCGGAAAGUGGAUCAUACAAUGUCAUAUGGGAUGCAAUCAGAGACUGGAAUCUUGACCAGAAGAUUUUGAGCUUGACUUCAGUUGGUGAAAUUAAGAAUGAUGCAAAUACCUUGAAGCUCAAGGAGAUGCUCAUAAAGAAGAGGUGUCUUCCCAUCAGAGGCAAGCUGUACAACAUUGCUUGUGUGGACGAUAUGCUAAACAGUGUUGUUUCUGAUGGACGAUCAUAUAUGCUUUUCCUUGUUGGUGACAUAGUAAAGGACUUCUUUGGGGCAUGUGCAUCUUCAUCAUCGAUGCAACAGCAGCUUCUGGAAGUUAUUUCACAGAUGAGUUUGAAAUGUCCGCAAGAAGAUGCCAAGUGGUGGCACAAGUUAUAUUUUAGGCUUGAAGUUGUGUUGCAAUUCAACAAGUUGUUUCCUGCUGCAGAAGUGCUGUCUCCAGAAGAUAUGACAGCUACUUGGUCUAUUUGCAAGAUUUUGAGGACAUUUUAUCGUGUCAUCGAAGUAAUUUCUAGCCCUAGCUCUCCGACAGCAAAUGUAUACUUCAGCGAGGUAUGGAAAGUGAGGACAGUUCUGCAAGAAGAAGCAUCAAACGAUCAUGCAGAGAUUGCUAAUCUGGUCAUGGAGAUGCAGGAAGCGUUUGAUGAGUACUGGCAAAACUCAUACGUGUGGCUGUCAAUACCUGUUGUGUUCGAUCCAAGAUUCAAGAUGAGCUUCAUAAAAUUUCGCCUGCAACAGGCUUACAGCACAGACUCGCUUGGCUACUUUUCUGAAAUACAUGAUACUGUCCAGGAACUCUUCGAUGAAUACUACAAUGCCACGGAUCAGCUGAGUGGCGUCCGUCUUUUAGGUAGUGCAGCUCUGGAUGCAGAUGAUGAUGAUGAUCCUUUGGAAGAUUGGGAUGACCAUCUCAAUUGCCGGAUGUCUUCAGAACUUGACGACUACCUUGGGGAGGUUCUAGUCCCAAGAAAAGACGAUUUCGACAUUCUUAAAUGGUGGAUGGAACACACAACAAAGUACCCCACACUUGCUGCUAUUGCCCGGGACGUCUUAGCGAUGCCGGCAUCUGCUGUUCAAUCUGAAGCAGCAUUCAGUAGCAGCGGGCCAGUAAUUCCAAAGCACCAGAGCACACUGAGCAUCGAGACGAUUGAAGCACUUGUGUGUAGUCGAGAUUGGAUGAGAUAAAUUUGCAACGUCCUAUCACUAACACACCUCGCCAUCCUAUGAUCACCAACCCAGUAGCGCGAUGCUGCGGUUGAGUGCAAAAGGGUUUCUGAUUGGCAGAAUUGAUCUUCACUCUGUUUGCUUGUGGGAACAAUGCGAUGGACUUCCUUGGUUUUGGAAACUACAGCGAUACGUAGUGUGCUAUGAUGGUGGUGCUGAAAGAGUAAGCUUCUGUUAGAACUUUGCAUGUUCAUGUUGAUCUGCAGUUAGCUGCUAGUAGCUUCGAUAGUUAUGCUGCUUAAUCUCAUGUUUGCAUUAGAUGUUACGUUCUUUAAUUUAUGAAGUUCCAUGGCAAGACUGAACUUUUCCGGAAAGGAUACCAUGUAACUGUUCUCAUACUCUUUUUUAAAUCCAUUUUACGCUUCA
This is a messenger RNA of Aegilops tauschii subsp. strangulata, 3341 nucleotides long. Its product is annotated as zinc finger BED domain-containing protein RICESLEEPER 2. The record is from RefSeq and is a predicted model, not a curated record. NCBI's taxonomy places the organism in Eukaryota, Viridiplantae, Streptophyta, Magnoliopsida, Poales, Poaceae. Gene Ontology annotation, molecular function: DNA binding; protein dimerization activity.